Physcomitrium patens is the source of this 2641-nucleotide messenger RNA. RefSeq lists its product as uncharacterized. Gene Ontology annotation, cellular component: spindle pole. The record is from RefSeq and is a predicted model, not a curated record. NCBI's taxonomy places the organism in Eukaryota, Viridiplantae, Streptophyta, Bryopsida, Funariales, Funariaceae.
UUUUUUAAUGUCCGAAGCGGCCUGCGCACCCCGGCUCUUUGCCAAAGCUAUCCUUUCAGCUGCAGUCAAUCUCCAGCUCAUUCAUACAGAAAUACGCGAAAACAUCAUUUAUUGAAUAUUAUUCCGUAUCCUAUCUCUCAAGCACCGGAAGCUGAACAUCAAGAGCAGUGUUCCUCGGAGCACCAAAGCGCUUGCGGAGAAACUCUGAUUCGAUUGUGAGUCCGAUUUGUGUAGGAAGGGCCUUGCUAUACAGUCAUAGUCGGUCGAAAUCCAACUUCAAGAGCUCUCAACAUUCCAGCUCGACGAUCACGCUUCGAGGGGAGGUCAUUCUCUACUACGGAUCGCGAAGUAUUGCGAAACUUUCCAUGGUUGGCUUCUCCAUUCCGUGAAGAAGAAGCGCAACUGCAACUCAUCGGAGGAGGCAGACAUGAGGAAGAAGAGCUCCUCAUUCUCAUUCAUCUGAAAGAGGAUGAAACACGUUCAAGGAUGAUACCUACUAACCUUCUUGCUAUUACGUACCUUCCGGGUGACGUAUUCGGUCCUCUGUUGCUGUUGUUUCGGCUUCUGUCCAUCGUUUCUUGCAACGAGUCGUUGCAAGAGAUGAUCGGGAAAUGCGCGCCUUAGUUGCUUCGUUCGGCACACUAGGAGUUCUUAACUUAGCUGUCCUAUCUUGAAACUUGUUAGGUGAACAACAGGGAAGUGAGAGGAACAGAAGUGAUGGCAACAGGUGAUGUUAGAGGAAAUUUUGAGCGUCUUAAAGUGCAGCUCCGCUCUAUCUCAUAUCCGCAUGCUCUUGAUAUUCAAGGGUGUAAUGAAGGCCUGCCCGCUGCCAUUUUACCUUUGAUUCAUUAUGCAUUACUUGGCUACUCACGCCAUGUUGCCCGUUAUCUCUCUGUCAAUGGAUACGUGCUGUAUGCGAAAAGUGAUCUGCGAUUCGUAGAAUGCGUGAUGAAGCUGCUGCGCAAGGAGUUCGAAUACCGCUGUCCUCUAACAAUAGCGCAGAUAUUUGGGAGAGGGUUCGCAGAGAAGAAAUUUCUCUUCGUACAUGAUCUGAUUCAGGAUCGUUUUCUGAAUAUCUUUGACCUAUUACGUGACCAGAUGUGCAAAAGAAAACACAACGAUCUGCUGAGGGUUGUUCGGAAUUCUGAGAAGCAGAAAACCCCAGUGUGUCGGCCGAAAGCAUUUGGAACUUUGCUUCAUCAAUCACAGCGAAGACCAAUUCUUCGAAAUAAGCAUUUAUCCUCGAAGUUCGACAGAAGAUGCGAGCUCGACUUACUUCCAGAUAUUAAAUGCCGCGAAGUCCGUCAACGAAGUAGUUGCCAAGACAAUACUUGGUUUGUACCUCCAGAAGGCAGAACCCGCUUGAGUGGUGUAGCUGAAGAAGAUGAAGACGAUAUUCGUGCUCAAAGUCUCCAAAGAGCGAAGCAACGUGGGCUGAGAGUGCUGACCCGCGUUAAAGAUCACAACAUCGAUGCAACAUGUCAUAUACCACAUAUGCAUAUUGGCACUGGAAGCAGCGCCAUCAUGGGUGCUCAGAUGAUCCAUAGAGAUCGCGGCUGUGGCUCGAUGUCUUCUGAUCCAGCCUUUCAAGGAAGAGACCGUGAACAUGAGGAGACUUCGCCGAGAUCAAGCUCUGACUUUACCCGUCCAAAGCAUGGCAACACUUCAAUGAGUUUUGGUGACUACCCUGUGCCUCUUGAAGAACCAGUAACCAACAAGAAAUUUGAAAGUCAAUCCCAAACACCGACCACACCAGAGAACAACUGUCCACUUGACCACCUUCAUAAAAAUCAUUUGGCUUCCUCAAAGGCUUGUGGACGUUUCGACAUCCCCACACUCAUUACAGCAGAUGAUCCUCCUCAAGCGAUGUGGCAAAAAAUUAUAGAUCUUGCCAGCAAGAUAGAUUCUUGCUUCUGCUCUUUAGACAACAAGAUAGCCCAGUCUUUCAAUUCUCUGGAUGAAAAACUGGAGACAAAGUUCAAAUAUUUAGAUGAAGGUGUUGCUUCCACAAGAGAAACGUUGCAGGAGAAGUUGAUUGUGCUAGAGAAUCGGAUCGAGAAUUUAGAAAGGACGUCUCAAAUCAGUCCCAUGUCCCUCCAGAGUAAUGUCACUUACAAUGACAGCCAUCCUAUACGUGAUAUUACUAACACAUUCAAUAGCAGCAUUGACAAUCGAUCAUGGAGGAACUAUCCAGGACUGCCGCUAAGGGAUCCUUUGAUAUAUUAUCCAAAUCUGUUUCAACAGCAGGAUACACAAUCUAUACAAAAUAUACCCAUGCAUGCAGGCCUAUUAAGAACAAACACUCAAGACUUCAUUGCUUGUGUAAAAGCUCGAUUUCAUCAAACAAAAGAGAUGUUGAACGUAAAUGACACUCUAUCCUUUUGAAUAGAAAAUACUGCAAGAUUUCGGAUUUGGUAUUGAGUUUACUUUCUGGUAGAAUCCAGAACAAACAUGCGUAGCAGUAGCACAAUUAGGGUGAUAAUCUUGUUGUCAUGCACCUUUUUUUUAAACAAUAUUUUUAUAUAUAGAUUGAAUGCAGAUCUUUUUUUCAAAAGUUUGAAAAGAAGUCAUGUAAAAUCUUGCACAAUUAUAGUGUAAAUUUCAACAAUCAACUUUCAGUUGAAAAAGUGCUUUUCUUUUC